AUGUUCACGCGGAGUAGUGGGACUGAACAAACACCCAGCGGUGUUCUCACACGGCACAGCAGCAGAGAUAUCAAAUCGCCCAGUUGGGAACUUCUCCGCAGUGACGAUUUCUCUUCUUCUCCCACCGUAGACACCAACAGUGAAACCCGGUGGGUCUUAGACAUCACGGAUCUCCAACUCCCUAAAAGAAAAUAUCCGGAAGAUAUUCUCUCAACAUCACCAGGCCCAAGUCCACCUCAGACACUUGUGGAUUAUUUACUCCAGGGAAUUCCCGCCGCCGCCGCCGUCCACAAGAGUCGAGAUUUCACGGGAAGAAAUAAUUUCACACUUGAGGGAAAAGUCAAUGAGGAGUUGUGGUCGCUGCUCCUCCCACCAGAGCCCAUUGUCCAUCCAGCCACACACCACAUGCAAACAGUCAGUGGAUUCUCAACAGGUGAAGAUUCUAAAGAGAUAAAUACACCAUUACAACAACAACAACAAGAAGAUGAAGAAGAGGGAAAAGAGAGAAUUGCUGCUGUACCGCUACUGCGGCGUAAUGACAGAAGAAUGACGCCAUAA
This is a messenger RNA of Trypanosoma theileri, 558 nucleotides long. RefSeq lists its product as uncharacterized. Bases 1 to 558 code for a protein of 185 amino acids. The record is from RefSeq and is a predicted model, not a curated record. The transcript has a single exon. NCBI's taxonomy places the organism in Eukaryota, Euglenozoa, Kinetoplastea, Trypanosomatida, Trypanosomatidae.